Molecule: messenger RNA, 7109 nt
Organism: Anthonomus grandis grandis
Lineage: Eukaryota; Metazoa; Arthropoda; Insecta; Coleoptera; Curculionidae
Gene: Mef2
Product: myocyte-specific enhancer factor 2
Exons: 10
Coding region: 554-1906 (450 amino acids)
Biological process (GO): cell differentiation; positive regulation of transcription by RNA polymerase II
Molecular function (GO): RNA polymerase II cis-regulatory region sequence-specific DNA binding; DNA-binding transcription factor activity, RNA polymerase II-specific; histone deacetylase binding
Source: RefSeq, a predicted model, not a curated record
UAUCAGAGGAAAGAGAAUAUAUCGCUGCCUAAUAGUUCAAAAACGUACCAACUCACGCGUUGGGUACCUAAUAUUAUAAAAUAAGUUGUCACCUGUUUGCGGUGGUUAAUAGCGGCAUUACUGAUCAGUGUAUUCCUACCGUUCUCUAGAAUCAAUAACAGCUGACGUCAGACUUGUUUCAUCGCGAUUCGCGAUAUCAGUCGCCAAGAGCGGAAGGGGGGUAGUGCACUUGUUUGUAACUUGGCUAGUAGUGUAAGUAGUGUCAUAUACCCGUGCUAGUGGUUAUACCAUCGUUUCUUGUGUUAAGUGUCAGAAUUUGUUAUUAACUGCCCUGACUGUUCGAAAAAUCAACAUGGCUUUUGAAGAAACGCCUGCUUUGAUUUUUAUGAGCUGGGUUUCCUUGAACAUUGAUGAUUGGAAAUAAUAACCUGAAUGAUUUUAAGUUGCAAAACCAGGGGAACAAACCUUAUAGGACUAAGAAUACGAGUCGCAUCCCGACUCUUGUUGGAUUUUCCGCGACGGGUUUUAUUUUAAGUUUUUCAAAAUUGCUGCCAUGGGUCGCAAAAAAAUACAAAUAUCCAGGAUUACAGAUGAACGAAACCGACAGGUAACUUUCAAUAAACGUAAAUUUGGCGUAAUGAAGAAGGCAUAUGAACUAUCGGUUUUGUGCGAUUGCGAGAUAGCACUUAUUAUAUUCAGUAGCAGUAACAAGCUGUACCAAUAUGCCAGUACGGACAUGGAUAAAGUACUUCUCAAGUACACGGAAUACAACGAGCCUCACGAAUCACUGACCAACAAAAAUAUUAUCGAGGCACUUAAUAAGAAGGAGCAUAAAAACGGAGUGAUGAGCCCCGAGAGCCCAGAACCUGAAACAGAAUACCAGCUCACACCAAGGACGGAAGCGAAAUACAGUAAAAUCGAUGAAGAUUUUCAAAUGAUGUUGCAGAGGAACCAGUCAAUUAACGGACAAAGGGUUAGUCCUGUUAGUAUGGGAUCGUCAAACUACUCGCAACCAGUAUCAGUUCCAGUUAAUAUAAGCUACGGUGAUUCGGGUCUCCUACAAUCUAGUCCGCAAAUGGCACAUCCUAGUAUAAGUCCACGACCUUCUUCUUCAGAAACAGAUUCAGUUUAUCCUACUGGAGGCAUGUUAGAAAUGAGUAAUGGAUAUCCAAACUCGGCCUCUCCCAUUGGAGGUUCACCCUCACCUGGUCCUAGUCCAGGACCUGGGAUGAAUUCUUCUAAACACCCUAAGCAGCAUUCACCAGGUCCCAGAUCAAAUUUACGAGUAGUUAUACCCACGCCACUCGGAUCGAGCAUCACUACAGACGACGUUUCAUACGCUGAGCACGCUCGAUCACAAGCAACCCUUAACACACCAGUAGUGGCCCUACAAACCCCAGGGUUAGGGGGGUAUCCUGGGUCUUUAAGUUCGUUUGGAGCACAAGAUUUCAGUAUUGGAUCUGCGGACAUGACUUUAACUUCUAUGGCGUGGAGUGGCCACCAGAUGGUACCAUCGCUGGCCCAUAGUGGCACGUCGAGCAGUGGCUGUCUGCCUCACCUUGCAGUGUCUAGUAGUACACCGCCACCUACCGCGGGGUCACCUCUUCCUGUAAAAAUUAAAAGUGAACCUAUUUCACCACCAAGAGAUCAUCAUACGCAUCUUUCUGGUACGGCCAUCCAUCACACACAAGCUGCGCAUGUACAGACUCUGAAUCUGACGCACAGUAGUCAUCAUCCGAGGCCAAGUAGUGCCGGUCAGGUAACCCCGUCGCCAGGCAGCGUGACACCGACAAAUCUGCAGAGUGUGAGUCCGACGCCUCCUCCGCCGGGACCCUCAGCACAAGAUUACGACACAGGCUCGGUUCAGCUUCAUAAGAGACCGCGACUCUCUGAUUGGCCAUCAUAGGCCACGUGGUACCCGCACCGGGGUGCCUCUCAGUGCCAUAGUGAUAACAUGUGGAAGUGGACAGCUUAAAGCGCGAUUAUGAUCUUUUUAUGUCUUUGUUCAAUGAUUUAAAUAGGAUUUAAUUGGUGGCCAAGGGACGAAAAAAAGAAAUAAGAUUUAUUUUUAUAGAAUAAUUGGCUGUUUUUAUGUUGUUGUAUAGGCCAUGCUGCAUGACUGGAAAGUCGCUUUGGUGUUCAAUCUAAACUUUUACAUGUAGGUCAAGAAUCAGCCUCUUCUUUAUACUAAUAUAAACUCUAUUAAAGGGAAUAGCAGAUAUUUUUUAAUAGGGAACGUUUUACAAUAAGGAAAUGUCUUUUGGUUUUAUUAAAGAUCUCAUUAGGUUUAAAUUCUUGAUACAUGUAACAAAGUCGAUUAGACCUUUAUUAUUUAAUUUUUUACAUAUUUAUUUUUCUAUAAUAAUACCUCUUAGCGACUCAAAAUAAUUGUGAAGCAUUAUACAAUCAAAAAUUGUAAGCUUAUAACACUUUUGUCUGUUGGUAAGGCUAAAACGUGCAACAAAAAUGUAAAUACUAAAAUUAUUAUAAUCCAUCAAUUAAAUCCUAUGUAAAAUCCUAUGUACAACCUUUUAUUUAAAAAAAAACAUUGCAUCAAUUGCCAAUUUGUCAUCACAUGUGAUAAACUCGAGUCUUUAGACCAUAUUUUAAAAACCGAGAAAAAAAAAUAUGAACUGCAAACUAAAUAAGUUGAUAGUCAUGAAAAAUUAAACAUAUUUUUUAAAACUUGUGUGUUAAGUUAGUAUGAAAUGAAUAAAUGGCAGAUGAAUGAAUGAAAUUUAUGGUGGAAUGUUGUUGUUUUAGUUUUACUAAAAUGAGUUACUAAGGUGACGGUACACAGUCGCGAUUCGCCUGGUGCAGCGUCUAGGUACCAAAAAGCAUAUCUUAUACAAAUACAUUUAUAUACAUUUUUAUUUAUACGUACUUGUAAUUAUAUUAUUUGCCGGUAUAUGAAAUUUGUAAAAUUUUGCCGACAAAAUAAAAUUAUAGCUUUCUUUCUGGUAUAAACAAGUGUUCGUACUUAUUAUAAGUGGGCACGCUUGCUUAUUAAAGUACCUUAAGGUCAGUUUAAUUAGUGAGAAAAUUAGUGUUUCCGUUUUGAUUUUCAAUAUUAGAACUUGAUUGUAAUCAAUUUUCCUUUUAAUUAUAUUUUUAUUUAUUUCACAUUUUAAGACACCUAAAAUAUAAAAAAAGCAAUGUGCUUUUACUUAAGGUACAAGCAUUGCCAUAAUAUACCUCUAAUAAAAUAAAAUGUUAAUAAAUGAAUUGUUUGCAUUUAUUAAAACGCGAUUAUAUUUUUUCUUUUUGUAGUUAAUCGUAAAAAAUCACUAGUUUACUGACUUUUUGGCUCUUAAAAUAGCAAAGUUAUCAAUACUGAUUACUAAAGUUUAAACUCCUUGUAUUGAAUUAUUGUGGAGUAACUUUUUUAAGAGAGCACACAGUGUGUUGCUAUAAAAAAAGAAAAGCCACUUUGAUAUUAUGUUUGUAAAUUACUUUACGUAAUUAUUUCUUUUGUCUUUUUUUAGAGUUUCAAAUUUAAUUAAUAAAUUGCUUUUUUACGAUAAAAAAGACUUUAUAAACCUUGCUUUAUCUUGUUUUGUUCAUAUUGUAUGUACAUGCUUUUUAAAAGACCUAAUCUAUAAUGACUGUGCAAUAUGGCCGAUCGGCCAAUAAAAUUCUCCACAAUAGUCGAUACACCCGGGAGAUUUUUUAUAAACAGAAAAUUAUAUACUCUAAAAUUGUUAAAUUUGUUAUUCACAGAAUAUACACGUUAUACUAGUUUAAUUGUUGCACAUAGUAUAUUUAUUUGUCGGACUUAAAAAGAAAAUAAUUGAUAUUUUUACAGAACCCAUGAGCAGGAAACUAUUGUUACGUUUAAUAAUGUUCGACACAAAUUGAAAUUGAAUAUAUUGAUAUAUAAAUAUAUUUUAUUAAGUGAGACAGGUGGGGCGUAAGAGAGUGCCAUUUGUCUUGUACAUAAGUAAUUAGUGUUUUUUUAUAAAUGUUGUAGAUUUAGAAUGUAUGUUUAAAAGAUGUACACUUGUUAUUUAGCGAGUAUGCCACACAAACCAUAAUUAUUGGUGCAAGUACCUUACCAACUUCCUAUCCACGUAGAUGUGCCAUUUCUCACUUCCCUUAUGUCAAUGUCAACAGCGCGCAUGUUUACCAGGUUUAUAAGCAUAUUUAAGGAUUUCAAUGCUUUAUAUUUUACAAAAAAAUUAUUGAUUUAUUUCAACUCGCAACAAUUUAAUAAUAGUGUACUAUUUAAUACAAUAAAUUAAUAUAAACCAUUUAGUUUAUUCAAGGGGCUAACCAAGUCUCAGAUAACAACAAUGCUUUUACAACAUAUUUUUGUUAAAUUUUAAUCUUAAAAUAUAACAAUUACUAGAUUUCAAUUGUAAUUACAUUAAAAAUAGCCAUUCAGUUUUCUUGUAUUCGUUUUUGUAUUGACCAUUUUGAAGUUUAACUAGUUAUAUCAUUUAAAUGUUAUAAAAUACGUGAAAUAAAAUACAGCGGCCUUAUAUAUAAUAAAACUAUUGAUCAAGCCUGGAAUAAAAGGGUCUUGAAAGCUUUAAUAUUGUCAAUUUCUAAAUUCUAAAGGACGCACAGUAAGUACAAAGUAUUAUCAACAUAUACAGUUUGUCCCAAAAAAAAUAUAUUUCUAUAACCUUACUUGAUAUAAAAAUGCGUUGUAAUUUGUUAAAAACUCUUAAUAUAAUUAAUUGCUAUAGUAUGCUCUUUUAAACUGCCCUAAUUAUCUAAGAUACUUAAAACGCUAUAAAUCCUUACAUAUGCAUAUUUUUGUAGAUAUUGCCCUGGUGAAAUAUAAUGUUUGGUGCUCUCCCUUUCCUUAUAUAGAUAAGAUUAUACUCUGUCCACUGGCUGUUAUAUUUAAGUACUGGGACCAGGUUUCUAAAGAAAAGUCCUUAAUUAUACUUGAAAAUUACCAACUUUCUAAGAAACCUAGGGUGUCCAUUGUUGCAGCCUUUUAAAUCAUUUGUGAUGAUUUUUAAAAAAGUCUUCAUCAAUGACACUUCAUGAAUAUUUAUAAUAAAAAGAAAAACAUAGAAAUUGUACAAUAUAUUAUAUAUUUUAUCUACUGUUGUGUGCACCUGAUUUGCACAUAGUUUUUAAAUGUGAAUUUUAAUAAUCGUAGGCGCAGACGCUCUUUUUAUAUAUGUCUACCAUAUGUUAUCUUUCUUGUACCCUUUAAAAAUUUUUAGUAUAUUUUAUUUAUUCUAAAGUUUUCACAUACAUCACAACUACCUAUUACGGAUAUUUAAUCAUUAAUAUUAACCUAUAUCUUGAUGUGUUCCAUAACAACAAGGAAUUGAACUAGAUACCUAAAUAAAGGCAGUAAUGCAAAUAAAUUACAAUUAAGUUUACAUUGAGAAGAGACAUAAUUCAUACUAAUUUGGUUCUUGCGAAUUAGUAGCGUCAAUCAUUACUAUUUAGUUAGCCAUUUAGAUCAUUUUAAUAAUUACAAUAAUUUUCCUUACUCGUUACCAGAUAUGUACGCUUUAAAAAUGUGACUCUGCGAACUUCAAUUACAAAAUUGCGACCUUACUAAAUUUAACAUUAAUUACGAUUUUUAGUAAAAAAGGUAAAAGUAUGAUGGGGCUUCUCUAACUAGUCGAUUUAUUUUCGACUUCUAGAAGAAACGCAUUAUUUUUGAAUUCGAAAAAUAAAUCAUUUUCGCAUCACAUAAAAUAUAAGGAAAAUCAAAAUGCAUUCUUCAUGUUAGAAAAAUAUUACUUGCUUGUAAUUAUUUAUUUUGUUAUAACUUUUAUUUAUCUCUUUCAUUCAAUUUGGUUUUUAUGUUUACCAGCAUUAUUCAAAAAACCAGCCUAAGCUGACUGUUUGAAUAAUAAAAAAUUCCACUUUUUGACAUUAAAGGUAACAAGAAAGAUACAUCUUGCGCCAGUACGUAAGGAGAUGCACAGAGUACCUGCCCCUCGGGGUGUCUCAUAAGAGCCCUCUCCACUGAUUUAAUUGUAGGAUUGCCUUACACAGUGCCUCGACAUCAGUAUGUACGUAUCUGUAUGUUAAAAACACAGUUUGAUGUCUUAAGGUUUAUAGAUCGUAUCAUUAAUUUCUUAAACGCCACUGCGGUACAAUUUAUAUAGUGUUUAGGCGUCCAUACACGAGGUUUCCCUCUUGUAUGAUCACCUUUUAUUGACUUUCACAGGGUAUUUUUGCUAUUUACUCACACUUAUCCCGCUGCAGCCAUUUUUCUGCUGCUUGGUGCCUUUUCCCUUUUUAUUUUUUUUAACACACAUUGGUAUUUUCUAUGUAUGUAGCUUCUAUUAAAUUAGGAAACGUACAGUUAAGUUAAUGUGUUUUCACUCGUGCCAAUGUGUGUUGUUUUCACCUUUUUUAUGAGCAUAUGAGUUUAAUUCCCUUUUAAUUUAGGUUCCCUUGACUUCCCAGUGACUCCGAGCGGAUGGCUUCCACAUGCCCUAUUUAUUUGAUAUUGCCCUAUUCCCAUAGUAAAGUACUCUAGCUUUUACAGAAUAUUGACAAAAUAUACAUUUUUAUCAAUUAGAAUUUCUUUUCGAGAUACCCUUUUAUUGUUUUAAAAAACAGUAGACGUGAUCUUACAGUUUUAGUCAAAAACAUCUAGUCACAGAAUGAUUGUAUAUCUAUUAUAUUAGUAAGAUCUAAAAUUUUGAAGACUUUGAUACGAUCGCAGGUUAUUAUGGGAAUUGGACAGUUCAGUUUUUCAAAGAAAAUGUUUUUUUUUUGAAUAACAUAUUAAUUUAAUUAAAUAAUAUAAUAUUGAUGUUCUGAUUAGUAUAUUGCAAGUGUAUGGAGUAAAUAUUUUUUAUUUAGUUUUCGGUAUUUUAUAUGCAUAAAUGUGUUAAUUUUUGCCUUCUUUCAAAUGGACUAAAUGCAUAUGUUUAGCUUGUACUUGUACAUAGCAUACUUACAAAUAAAUUGUUGUACAAUGCUGUUUAACGUUAGCUGUACUUGUAUAUUUUAUUUGUCUAACUGAUUUAACAAGAAAAAGGUUUCCUUAUGAAGACGUUAUUUUCUCUGUUACAUCCAUUUGACGUAAGGUGUUUUUUUAGUCAUGUGCAAUAUUAAUCUGACAUUUAUUUAUCUACUUGUAUUGAAUUAAAACCAAAUAAAAUUGUUUGUUACAUAUA